Molecule: messenger RNA, 2799 nt
Organism: Diatraea saccharalis (sugarcane borer)
Lineage: Eukaryota; Metazoa; Arthropoda; Insecta; Lepidoptera; Crambidae
Source: the annotation of a GenBank genome assembly
AUGCCCGUAGGAAAAAAUCGGAAUAACCCAUACUCAAAACGAGACCAUUGCAACAAAACAGUGGAGAUCUAUGAAGACGUAUCGUCCCCACCCGUCACUGCUGAGAACUUCGGCAGACCUCUCACUUGCACGUAUAGGUUUAGAGCAUUCAGAGGUUCGCCGAAAGACUGGAUUCUAAGGAUUCGAUUCAAAAAGUUCAAAGUCGGUACAUUGAUAAAUGGGACCACCUGUCACAAAGGUUAUAUGCAAAUUGUAGAUGGAAAUGCGAAGACAGACGUCUCCAAUAGAAAAGAACCCGGACUGUUCUGUGGGGAGAUUGAACAACCUCAAACUUUCAUCUCAGAGACGAACUUCGUUAAAAUCGUGUUCCACGCCGACAACUUUACUGAUCAAACUUACUUCAGCUUCGAUUCCAGGGCUGAACAGCAGUUCGAAGUGUAUCUACGCUAUGGGCAGCACCCAGAGUUGUAUCCAAACAGAAGAGGAGAAGUAGUAGCUGGAUCUUAUUGCGAGCGAGUGUUUCGAGACUGCAGACUUCAGACGUGCUACGUACAAUCUGCAGCAUAUCCUGGCGUCUAUCCGAGAAACUUACAUUGCCGCUACCACCUCAACACCCGGCUGCCAUACAUAAAGUUGUAUAUUGAAAACGAAGAGUUUAACAUUGAUGGACAACGGUGUGAAAACAUUAUGACAUGUCCAAUGAGACCCAUCACAUCUGGUUCCGAAAAUUGCCCAUACGACUACAUAAAGAUUUACGAUGGAAAAGAUGAAUCAGCUUCCGUGAUUGGCACUUUCUGUGGUAUGGGCAAAUUCCCAUAUUCUAUCAUCGGUACUUCUCAAGAUCUAUUCGUGGAGUUCGUCAGCUCACCAGCAGGACCCCUUCUGAACACCGGGUUCCACUUUAAUGUUGGCAAUUGGCCAGGUCACGUGGAAGCGCCAGGGUCUAAAGUUGGGACAUGCGAUUGGGUGUUGACAGCAGAAUCUCUCAAAGCUUCAGGAGAUACUGAAGGCAUAUUCCUAUCGGUGGCUCACUGGUAUCCGCCUCAUACAUCAUGCACAUAUUUAAUGAAAGGAUUCCCAGGACAGGUGGUCAGGCUUUAUUUUCCGAGUUUUCGCAUCAACCGUAUAGAAUCACCAAUAGUGCCAUGGACUGGUGAUUGUGGUGAAUCUCUGACGUUAUAUGAUGCGCCAAGGCCAGACGACGCAAGAAUCAUCAAAACCUUCUGCGACACUUUCAGUAGACCAAUGGAGAAACAUGAUUUUGUUUCCACUGGCAACGCUAUGUUUGUGCGUUUCGAAAGUAAGACUGGCAGCUAUAGCGGAUCAUCGCUUUAUUACUGGGCUCAUUACGACUUCUUCAAUAACACUCGUUUCGGAGAACCGGUACCGGGUACUGCGUGCGAUGAAGUCAUUGCGUCUUGGAAGCAACGAGCUGGUCGUCUGCGGUCUCCCCUGAACACUUUGGUCUACAAGCAAGCUCCACCCGGUGAAGAUGUCCACUGUCUAUACAGAUUUGUGACCGACAAAAGAAUUUACGCAAGAGUUAUUUUGACGAUAUUGAGUGUGAAUUUCAAGGAACAUCCAUACACUCCAGUAUCCUGCCAAAAUUGCUACGAAGACCGUGCCGAUAAGCUUAUUAUUUGGGAGCCAUUUUCAGGAGGGAAAUCUCCCAAUGUUUCUAUAGGAGUCACAUCAACGCCUCUGCCACUUCACCUGGCUGUUCAAAGAUCAUUAGGCUCAUGCCUUUGCGCAAAACAUGCUAACACAGUAUCUAGAGCAAGACCUUACAGAGUAGUUUCUUCGGGAGAAUCUCUUAAUCUUCAACUUAUCGUAGACAACGCUCAUGCGGCGGCAUCGUACUUUAAGAACCCAUCACCACUCUUUGAAGCCAGAUACGAGUUUGUUCACGGGCCUCUUUGUGGUCCUCCUGUUCUGGUAGCUGCUUCUGAUGGAGAAAUAGUUUAUCCACAUUUAGAAGCUUUGGGAUAUACGGAACCACCUAAAAAAAUCCAAUGUAUUUGGGACUUGGAAAUAGAAGAGAAGAGAGACAUCUGGUUACGAUUUGAUAGUAUAAAGUUUUCUUCGAGACACUGCGAAGAUGGUAACAUUCAAAUAUAUUUACCGGGUAGGAUCGAACCAUUCCUUUCAAUAUGUGGAAACAACGUAACUGAAACGGAGAAAUUGCCAAUUCUAUCAGCUGGAGAACUUGGUUUUGAAUCUCUAGACGAUCCGCUUGUGAUAGAAAAGGAUAAAACUAGAUCCAUCAGAAUUGUAUUUAUUGGUAGCGCAUCUCCGGCUCGUGCAGCAUUUAAAAUUGCUUGGACAGGACUUUAUCAUCUUCCUAAAAACUCGGACGGCACACUGAUGACAUCUAAACUAACCGAUAGUGGGUCUAAGCAUUCUGAUUCAGGGCAAGGUUGUGAUUUCAUAUGCCCUGGAGAAGACGCAUUAUGUAUUCCAGCCAGAUUAAUAUGCAAUGGAGUAGUCAAUUGUCCUAAUGUGACAGCGGCGGAGAGGAAAUUCUGGACAGCCGAAGAGAAAAGAGCAAGAGAAGCAUACUCUGAAGAUAGUUUGAGAAGAUUGGGCUAUUUGGAUGCUUUAGGCGGUAUACCAUUUGGUCAAUUGCACGAUGAAUCUUCAGAAUUAUGUGCCGGAGCCAGAAAUUCUGUUGGUGGAGAUUGGACUGCACCAGCUUUAGGAGCUGGAUUGGCCAUAGUUUUGGGAGUGUGCGCGUUACUUGCUGUCUGGCGGUUAUGCUGCCGCAAGAGGUCACCAGAUGAAGAAUCUCUGGAUUACUGA